GUUGAAGGAAGUUGGAUGUGGACACAUCCCAGAAUUCUGAAAUUGUUUUCCUGAAUUUGCAAUUAAUGAGAAGAAUAAUAAUUUACAUUGACAGUUCUGUAUUUUUAGCAUAGUGUACAUAUUCCCCAUUUAGUAUAGUGUAGCCUCUUGCACAAUGAAUAACCCCCCACAUUCAUUUUCAGACACAGCUCCCAUUAUCCCAACACGUUUUCAGGUCAAUGUAGUUAGUGAGGGCUACAGCAAUGCGGCCUGUGACGGAGACAAAGACCCACCACAAUACGAGGAAACGUCUUUUGCUAGUGAAGAUAACGGGCUUAGAAUGAAUUAUGGGCCUGGGAAUAGGGAGAUGUUCAACAAUAUACUGCACAAUGGGGACACUAUUAAGUCAGAAGGUAGUUUCCAUAUAUACGAGUCUCACGGCAACACAUAUUACAUGAAAACAUUUGGAUACAACACGAUGGAUGCUGUUCCCAAGAUUGAUUAUUACAGAAAUACUGGUACCAUCUCUGGGGUCAAGCAAAAUCGACCAAGUCUGGCAGAAAUCCACGAGCAGUUGUCAAAGGAUGUUGCGGUAACCCCUGGUUCGGUUUCAAAUGGCGAAGGUGUUUUGAGCGAUGAGGAGCAAAAUGAGGAGGAACAGCAGAAGGGGGGAUUCGUAAAAUUUGGAUGGAUUAAAGGUGUUUUGGUCAGAUGCAUGUUAAACAUAUGGGGUGUGAUGCUUUUCAUUCGGCUCUCAUGGAUCAUAGGUCAAGCUGGAAUUGGUCUUGGAGUGGUUAUCAUUUGCCUUAGUGUGGUGGUGACCAUGCUAACAGGUUUUUCUAUGUCUGCUAUAUGCACCAAUGGCAUUGUCAGAGGCGGUGGAGCCUACUAUCUUAUCUCAAGAAGUCUGGGGCCUGAAUUUGGUGGCUCUAUAGGGCUUAUCUUUGCCUUUGCCAAUGCUGUUGCUGUCGCUAUGUAUGUCGUUGGGUUCUCAGAAACUGUUGUGGAUCUUCUUAAGGUCAAUGAUGCACUCAUGAUAGACGAAACAAAUGACAUUAGGAUUGUGGGGACGAUAACAGUGAUCUUACUACUUGGUAUUUCUGUAGCAGGCAUGGAGUGGGAAGCUAAGACUCAAGUUGUGUUGCUGAUUAUAUUACUCAUCGCCAUUGUAAAUUUCUUUAUUGGAACCGUUAUUCCGAGCACAAAGGAAAAAAUGGCACAAGGAUUCUUUAAUUAUAAAGCUUCAAUAUUUGCUGAAAAUUUUGGUCCAGAGUUCAGGAAUGGAGAAGGUUUCUUCUCUGUGUUUGCAAUUUUCUUCCCAGCAGCUACUGGCAUUCUUGCAGGAGCAAAUAUUUCUGGCGAUUUAAAGGAUCCACAAGGAGCUAUUCCUAAGGGUACCAUGCUAGCCAUCUUAAUCACAACUAUUGCUUACCUUGCGGUAGCUAUUUGUGCAGCUGCAUGCGUAGUGCGUGAUGCCACAGGAAGCAUGAAUGACACUGUCACUUCUAUCUUACAAUGCAACGGGUCGGCUGCCUGCACGCUUGGGUACAACUUCUCCAUAUGUGAAACUGAGAAGUGUAACUAUGGGCUGAUGAAUAACUUCCAAGUGAUGAGUAUGGUAUCUGGAUUUGGCCCUCUGAUCAUUGCAGGCAUUUUCUCAGCCACGCUGUCUUCGGCUCUGGCAUCUCUCGUCAGUGCACCCAAAGUAUUUCAGGCUCUCUGCAAGGAUAACAUUUAUAAAGCACUUCACUUUUUCGCUAAAGGACAAGGAAAAAACAACGAACCAAUCAGAGGAUACGUUCUUACAUUUAUUAUUGCAGUGGCCUUUAUUCUGAUUGCUGAGCUGAAUGCGAUUGCACCCAUCAUCUCCAACUUCUUCUUGGCCUCAUAUGCUCUGAUCAAUUUUUCCUGUUUCCAUGCUUCAUAUGCAAAAUCUCCAGGCUGGAGACCUGCAUACAAAUAUUACAACAUGUGGGUGUCCCUGUUUGGAGCCAUGCUCUGUUGCGGUGUCAUGUUCGUCAUCAAUUGGUGGGCAGCUGUGAUCACUUACGGCAUAGAGCUUUUCCUGUAUAUAUAUGUGACCUACAAGAAGCCAGAGGUUAAUUGGGGCUCUUCAGCCCAGGCUCUUCACUACACAAAUGCCUUAAACAGUGCUUUGGAGCUAGACACAAUUGAUGACCACGUCAAAAACUUCAGACCUCAGUGCUUGGUUUUAACUGGAGCACCAAUGGCAAGGCCAGCCCUCUUGGAUAUUACUAACUCUUUUACAAAGAACACAGGACUCUGCAUCUGUUGUGAGGUGUUUGCUGGACCACGCAAACAGGCUGUAAAAGAAAUGAACAGUGGGAUGAGCAAAAAGCAGAAAUGGUUAACUAAAAACAAAAAGAAAGCAUUUUAUGCGGCAGUCGCUGCUGACAGCUUCAGAGACGGUGUGAGAACACUUCUCCAGGCAUCUGGUUUAGGAAGACUGAAGCCAAAUACCCUAGUGAUGGGAUUCAAGAAAGAGUGGAGACAAGCCAGCACAGUGGAUCUGGCCAACUACGUGGGUGUAUUGCAUGAUGCUUUUGACUUUGAAUAUGGAGUUGCAAUUGUGAGAAUUAGCCAAGGCUUUGACAUCUCAGCAAUUCUUCAGGCUCAAGAUGAAUUGCAGAGGCUGGAACAAGAGAGACUGGCACUUGAAGCUACUAUGAAAGAAAAUGAAUUUCAGAAUGGGAAUAGCAGAAUUCGCAGGUUCUUCAGCAAGUCCUCAAAGUUAAAUAUUACAGCUAACUCAUCUACAAAAGAUAUCAGUCCAACUCCACAAGUACAUGGGGGCGAGUAUAACCAGAGGCUAGUAGAGUCUAGCGAACAAUUUAAGAAGAAACAAGGGAAGGGCACAAUUGAUGUUUGGUGGCUGUUUGAUGACGGAGGAUUGACUCUUCUAAUCCCACACCUUCUGACCCUGAAGAAGAAAUGGAAGGACUGCAAACUGCGUAUUUUUAUUGGAGGGAAAGUGAACCGUAUAGAAGAUGAAAAAAUGAUGAUGGCAUCACUUCUGAGUAAAUUCCGCAUUAAAUUUGCAGACGUAUAUAUUCUUGCAGACAUUAAUACAAAGCCAAGCAAAGAAAGCUGGAAAUUUUUCGAAGAGAUGAUUGAACCCUACAGACUCCAUGAGAGCGCUAUGGAUGUCCCCACCGCAGAGAAAGUGAGGAGAGAAAAUCCCUGGAAAAUAACAGAUUCCGAGCUGGAGAUGUUAAUAGAAAAGAGUUAUCGGCAAGUACGACUUAAUGAACUUCUGCAAGAACACUCCCGAUCUGCUAACCUCAUUGUCCUAAGUCUUCCGGUUGCAAGAAAAGGGACAGUUUCAGAUCACCUAUAUAUGGCAUGGGUAGAAAUUCUUUCUAAAAACCUUCCACCUGUGAUACUGGUUAGAGGAAACCACAAGAGUGUACUAACUUUCUACUCCUAAUCCUAUAAAUUUAGUCUAUUUCUAUUUUCAGAUAUAUCUUUAAUCUUCUAUUUAAUUUGCCUAACUACGUAACUAAGGCUCAUUUGUAUAGAAAAUUUAUUAAUGCCAAAAGUACAAUAAAAGGAAAUCAGAUACUGUAUACAUAUUUAAUAGAAACAUAAUAUUGUGUAUCAUAUUAUAAUAACAAUACUGAUUGAUAUGAUAUUCAGAGCAUGUAAUCUGCAUCUUAUUUAUGAAACGUGGAAUGGAGGCGCAGUAUAAAAUUGCCUUUGGCCAUAUUGCUUUUGCCUUAAUUUGCACACAGGCACAUUUCCACCAGAGAGCAUUGGUUUGCAGAGGAGCAGGAGCUGUGCAUCGUUCUACAGUAUGGCUUGGAUUGGGCAGUAUAAUGGAGUGUUCUAGGUUUGUGCAGAAAUGCAAAAGAAGAUUCCAUUGUGUCGAGCAAGGGUACACAGCCGCAUCCACUCCAUAAAAGUAAUCUGUUGGCAGACAUUGGGUCUCAUCCUAUACUUUUUUAUUUAAUGCUUUUCUAGGAGCAAUUUGUCCAACGAGUAGUAUUGUAGGAGAGAAACUGAAAUAAUCCUAAAGUGGUUGAUGUGGCGUUGCUUAGUGCACUUCUUCAGAUUUUCCUACUGCUCCGUAACCCUAGAUACGCUGCUGAUUUAUGGAGUCAUCUUCCGAGAGCAAAAAGUACCUUGACAUUGGGCUGUACAUCUAGGCACACAUUACACAGCCAAAUCAUUUUAUAGUAGGAAUCCAGUGCAAUUCCUAAAUUAGGUCUAUUUUAUUAUUCACAAAGAAAAUAUAUUUGUGUCUAUAAAUUUUCUAUUAUCAUAUUGUAGUUGUAUCUUAUAGACCUAAUAGUCCCUACACACUUAGCGACUACACUGAAAGAUAUGACCGAUCUUGUUCAUUAAUGAACGAGAUAUCGUUCAUAUCGGUCCGUGUGUAGGCACCAACGAUGAAUGAUGCGUGGCCCCGCGCUCGUUCAUCGUUGGUGCCGGCUUGUUUAUACGUGCAUGCCAAUAUGGACAAUCUCGUCAAUAUUAGCAUGCAAGGCUAUGGGGCUGGGUGACGGGAGUAGUGAAGAAACUACUUCACUCCCCCCUGUCACCGUCACCCCCCCCCCCCCCCCCGCCAGGUCGCCCGUCGGCCGUAUCAGCCGUCGUGCACCUCCGCAAAAAUGCCCAGUGUGUAGGGCCCUUAAGACAGCAAAAGAAUAGGAUUUUCAACAACAGUAGAGUCGCCUUUGAAGAAUUUGUUUUUCAGUCUAAUGUCUGACCAACUGUGGGCUAUAUUUUAUGGGAACUCUAGAAAUGUACAAUAUUAUAUCAGUCUUUUUGAUUGUGAGACAUUUAAAUAUAUGGAAAGAUGAAUAAAUAUAUUUAAAUUA
Molecule: messenger RNA, 4820 nt
Organism: Pseudophryne corroboree (corroboree frog)
Lineage: Eukaryota; Metazoa; Chordata; Amphibia; Anura; Myobatrachidae
Gene: SLC12A1
Product: solute carrier family 12 member 1
Exons: 26
Coding region: 155-3427 (1090 amino acids)
Biological process (GO): cell volume homeostasis; potassium ion homeostasis; sodium ion transmembrane transport
Cellular component (GO): apical plasma membrane
Molecular function (GO): sodium:potassium:chloride symporter activity
Source: RefSeq, a predicted model, not a curated record